Messenger RNA from Paralichthys olivaceus (Japanese flounder), 2889 nucleotides. RefSeq names its product mitochondrial elongation factor 2 (gene mief2). The record is from RefSeq and is a predicted model, not a curated record. Gene Ontology annotation, biological process: mitochondrion organization; positive regulation of mitochondrial fission. NCBI's taxonomy places the organism in Eukaryota, Metazoa, Chordata, Actinopteri, Pleuronectiformes, Paralichthyidae. Gene Ontology annotation, cellular component: mitochondrial outer membrane.
AGCCACUCAAUACAAAGAGGAGGAAGAAGAAGAGCAGUUGAUGGCUACCUGAGUUAUUUUUAAACCGAUGAGCGACGGACGCGUUGCGUCUUUAUGGAUGAGAACUUAUUGAAGAACGCGUUUUAACAAACUGAUGUUCUGGAUCCGGGCGGGUUCUGUCCUCUCCUCGCUGAGUGGGUAACCGCAAAGAAAGGAAGCAAUGAACUUCCAGGGUAGUCGGAGGCGAGGAGAGGAUGGCAUUGCCAUGGUGAUCGACUUCCUGCUGUCCAAUGCUCGACUGGUUCUGGGAGUUGGUGGAGCUGCCAUGCUGGGAAUCGCUACACUGGCGGUGAAACGGCUGAUAGAGCGCGCAGGCCGCGCGGCCGAUGACGAGAAGGUGGAGCAGAAGAUGGCCGAGAGCUGGGAGGAGCUGAGCUUGGUCUCGGCUUCACCCAAGCUCAUCACGAAGGGCAUCGAGGGCGUGGUGAUGAAACACGUUGCCAAGGCAGCCAGCGAACAGCAGAAAGAUGACCUGAACCAGCAGCCUCAGAUGUCGUCUCUGGAGGAGUCCAAACCUGAGUCAAAGUCCAAGAGGCUCCAGCUGUGUGUCCUCACUCUGCAGGAGCGUCUGCAGCAGUACUACCACGCGAGGGCAGCACUCACUCCACAUGAGGUCCACAGAGCUCAGUCUCUGGCCCUGGACAUCUGCACUGAGAUCCAGGGCUUCCUGCACAGCCGUCACCCCGACAUGCCGUUGGGAGAAAUGAAUCUCGGAGGUUCUCUGCUGGACGACCUGCAGGUGGUCACUGCAGACCAUGCGUGUCUGCUGGUGCCGCUGCAGCUGGAAGCUUCUCUGUGGCGGCUCAUCCCAGGAGAGGAAACUCUGCUCACACACCCGCUGCACUGGAUGGUCCGCCGGGUUAAUCUAGAAUAUUUCCCCAGAGGACGGAGCUACUGGGACAGGUGCCUGGUGGGCGGUUACCUGUCGGCAGAAGCUGUUGUGAACAUGUUUGGUAAAGCCGUCCUGGAAACUAUCAACUGGCCGUCGAUCAGCAGCGUGAUGGACUGUCUCAUCAGACCAGUCCCGGGAGGACCAGACCUGAGGCUGGAGAUUCGGCUUCGCAAUGAGGAGGGACAAGAGACCAGUGAUCCACCCUUGGUCAUCUCCAUGUUGCCUCUGCUGAGGCAGGAGGACGUUGUUCUGACUGCCCAGCCUGAGCUCACCUCUCCCUGGGUCAACGCCUGGCACCUGUCGCUCUACCCGUGGGAAACUCAGCGUCUGGCACAACUUGACGCCGCUGACGACGGACGCCGCAGACACACGCUUAAAAUCCUGAAGGCGGUGUGCAGACUGAACCCCGCCCUGCGACCGCUCAAAGCUGCCCCGCUGGCCAACCUCAUCCUGCACCUCAGUGACAGUGAAAGCGACUGGACGGAGAACAGCCUGGAUGUUAGAUUCCAGCAGUGCAUCACAGAGCUGAUCGGCUACCUCGAGCAAGGGGCGUUACACAGCUACUUCAAACCAGCUGUCAAUCUGCUGGGCGGCUUGUCAGAGGACCAGGUGGACCAGAUGGGCUUCAUGCUCUACUGCGCCGUGUCAGAGCCUGAAAUACUGCUCAUAUGACUCGUCACUGCACACACAACACUUCACCUCUCAAGCUCUGACACGCAGAGGUCAACAGUUCAUCUUUCAUCGUCCUUGACGUUCGGUUCAAGGCAAAGACAUUUUAUUCGCGCUUGCGAUCUCCGCUCGUUUUAGCUUCUCCAUCUGAUGUUAAUGGAAGGUAAGAGGGAACAGUUGCAAUAAGGAAAUGGCAGGUACCAUGGACUGACCCAGAACGAGAAGCAAGGUGUGAAAGUGAUAAAGGAAACGAGACUCUGCAAGGGAAGGAGCUGUGGAAGUGUUUAUCAAAUGUUACUGGAAUGGAUCUCAGUAAACCGAUACCUCCGCCGAGGCCUUAACGGUCACUUUAGAUUGAAUCCAGCCGCACACAUUCAUUCAUUGUUUUCUUUAAAGGUUCAUUGUGUAGGAUUCAGGUGAAAGGGAUCUAUUGGCUGAAACUGAAUAUGAAAUAAUCCCGGUGAUGUUUUCACAAGUGUGUUUCAAUUUAACUUGUAUUAAUUGUUUUCUUCACCCCUAGAAUGAGCCUUUAUAUUAAAAUACUUUAUACUUACAUUUACACCUCGCUACAUGACUUCACCACUGGAUGUCACUAAAUUCCACACACUGAGCCUUUAAGGUUUUUCCGUUCAGCAUUAAACAAGUUGUCUGGACCCAUGCCAACAUUUCCUGGGUCCUUUCUUUGGACUUGUCCGAUCCUUCCAAGUUUCACGGAAAUUAUUCUGUAGUUUUUUUUUAUUUUUUAAUUUAUUAAUCUUCCUGACAAACCAACAAACCAAUGCCUGGCGGAGGUAAUGAUGCUUUGAGGGAGUAAGAGAUGGUCAACAUGGCCACAUACAGCUCAGUAUAUCCAUUAACAGCAGCGGAGGAGGACAGAUUCUCGCUUAACUCCUCCUUUCAUUCAUAGCGCUCGCUCUGCUUCCUUUUGCCUAAAUCUCCUUUAAUAUAUUAUAACUAUGCAGAGAAAUAAUGAACUGCUGAAUUCCACCAGGUGUCGCUGCACUUACUUAACCAUUCAGAGUUGGGCUUCUUUAACUGAACGUGUAUAUUUUCAUACUUGAGGUUGAAGUGUGCAGCAUUUUUGGUUCGUUUAAUGUCCAGUCUGCCAAUAACAUUUGGGUGAACUAACCCUUUAACUUAUGAUUAAAGUCGCCUUAUGAUUUUAUGCCGUUGCUUUUAAAUACAGAAUGAAUGUGGGGGGCGUUUGUGAUUUCUUCUUUGUGGGUGUAAGAGAGAUUUUCUGUGAUUGAAACUGAAAAUAAACACAAAACCAUUUGUUUAGAUUCUCA